CGUUUAUUAUCAUGUCCUUCCUGUAGCAAGUUCUAGCAACUGCAGCUGAGAAUGUGUGUAAACACCAACUUUAAUUGGAUCAGAAAAACAAUACCAGUAUUUAGUAAACAAUAGUAUAUAAAACCGUUGAAAAUGCUUAUGUUUUGUCCAACUUGUGGGAAUGUUUUAAUCGUGGAGGAAGGACAAAGAUGCUUCAGAUUCGCGUGUAAUACAUGCCCAUAUGUGCACAAUGUCACGAGGAAGGUAAAUUGCAGGAAGUACCCCAAACUGAAGGAGGUUGAUGAUGUUCUUGGGGGCGCUGCUGCUUGGGAAAAUGUUGAUUCUACUCCAGAACCUUGUCCAAAAUGCGAACACCCACGGGCCUACUUUAUGCAGAUUCAAACUAGGUCUGCUGAUGAACCAAUGACAACUUUCUACAAGUGCUGCAAUAUACAAUGUGGUCAUCGUUGGAGAGACUAAAUCAGUCUUGGACUUUGAGACUCAAAAUAUGUGUUAAUAAUAAAAUAUUCUGUUUUCA
Messenger RNA from Pimephales promelas (fathead minnow), 517 nucleotides. The record is from RefSeq and is a predicted model, not a curated record. Lineage: Eukaryota; Metazoa; Chordata; Actinopteri; Cypriniformes; Leuciscidae.